Molecule: messenger RNA, 3413 nt
Organism: Corythoichthys intestinalis (scribbled pipefish)
Lineage: Eukaryota; Metazoa; Chordata; Actinopteri; Syngnathiformes; Syngnathidae
Gene: mphosph10
Product: M-phase phosphoprotein 10 (U3 small nucleolar ribonucleoprotein)
Exons: 11
Coding region: 1201-3201 (666 amino acids)
Biological process (GO): rRNA processing
Cellular component (GO): small-subunit processome; nucleus; Mpp10 complex
Source: RefSeq, a predicted model, not a curated record
CAGAUUAAUACGUCAGAUUAUUCUAUUUACUUUAGGUAAAUAUUACUAUUUGAGCACAUUAACCUAGUGCUACAACGAUUAAUCGAUUAACUUGAGUAUUCAAUUAGAAAAAAAUAUUUGAAUAAAAUUUUGUUGCUUCGAUUAUUCGUUUAAUUAAAGUGGCGUUGUAAUUGUUUAUUUUGAAAGUUUUCAUUUUGUUUUAUUGAUUAAGGUGGACACACUGCCCUCUGGUCUGUCUUAUUUCACAUGACUGAAUCCAACCGCUCCCUGUUAAGGCCAAUGUAAGCUAAGUUUUUGUUGGAGCUCAUGUUUUUUAGUGCAUUCGUAAAUUAGUUUAUAGAUAUAUUUAGCCGAUUUUUGGGUGGUAAUAUAUGUCUGAACAAUUUUUUAAGAGCAUUGUAUAGAAGAAAAAAAAAAUGUUAGCAUUUUAUAGCAUUUAAGCAAGCGGACUUUUCCUAUGUACGUUAGUCAAUCGUUCUUUUGUUGUACAUAGAUCCCCAUUUAUUGAUUUUUUUAUACUGUUUGAGGCUCAGCUCAGGUAUCUUAAUUUUUCAUGGUCCUUAUCCGAUUACUGAAUUUCGAACUAACUAGUCCAUCGAUUAAUCGACUACUAAAAUAAUCGAUAGCUGCAGCCCUACAUUAAACCCAUACAUCUAAAAGUUGGUAAUUUUUCCACUUAAAUCAAGAAAAACUUGCUUUCAAAUAAUGUUCUGAACAAUAUCUAUUCUUGAAUUAAGAACAUUUCUGCCAAACAAGAUUUUCUUUAAGAUUAAAUACUGUAUACUAAUUUAUUGCUUAAAAUUCACUUAUUUCUAGUAUAUUUACACUGAAAACAAGGCAAAUUCACAAAUUUUAAGAAGAUGUACUAUUUAAGGCAACGAAAAAAUAAGAAAAAACGUAUUCGUCAACGUCAAUUUUCAUCAACGUGAUUAGGACCCCGCUGAGCUAAGCGUUUAUAAACUGUCAGCCCUCUCCUGAAAACCAGGGACAAAUCGUAUGGCAACUUGUUCGGUUGUAAAAUAAAAACACUGGUAAAAAAAAACAAAAAAAAAUCAUGCAAGAAUAACAACAAAACCUACCCGCAACCUUCAGAAAAGUGGACGCCAUGUUUGAACGCCACUGACGGAACCAAUCCGAAAUGAGAUGUUUCCCACAGAGCCUAUUUAUGUGCGACGCACAAAUUCUCACAUGUGAGUUACGAUGGCUAACACAGACAAAUGGAGCACUUUGCAAGAGUGUAUAAGUAAACUCCACGUCAACACAGAGCAUCCAGAUAAUUUUCUAAGCCUUCAAGAUGCCGUGGCAACAGACUUUAUCUCUCUUACCAAAUCCCUUUAUGACCUCCACAAAGCCCAGGAGCCAGCGCACUAUCAAGCCAGCCCGUUGGUUCAGUUAGUGGUGGAAAACUUUGACGAAGAGCAAAUCUGGCAGGAGCUGGAGCUGCAGAACUCUGGUGUACUAAAACACUUUAGGAAAUCAGUUGAUGAUGCUUUGUCCGAUGAGACGUUGGCAGUACUGCUGGAGGAAGAGGAGAUGGAUGAAGGAACCUGCGAUGAGGAAGGAGAGCUUGAUAAAAAUAUGGAGGAAGAAGCCGAAGAGAGGCCUCAGAGUAGGUUUAAGAAAAUGCCUGAGUGUGGAGCAGAAGCUGACACGGAUGAAGACUCUAAUUUAGAUUUUGACGUGGACGCUCUGGAGAAGUGGGAGAAGCAAAAGAGGAAACCCACAGAGAAACAUUCCAAAAGGAAGGGCAUUCCCUCAGAAGUUGAUGACAAGUUCUUCAAGUUAUCUGAAAUGGAGUCAUUUCUUGAUGACAUGGACAAACAGGAAGGGAAGGAGCAGGAAGAUGAAAAUGACGUUGAUUAUUUUCAGGACAUUCCCUCUGACGAGGAUGACAAUAUUGACCUGGAGAUGUUUUUGAGAAAAAAGCCAAAGGAAAACACUGGAAAGAGCACCAGAGAUCUUAAAUACAAGGACUACUUUUAUGCUGUGGAAGGGACUGAUGCUGAUGCAGAUGAACAAUUGGAUAGUGAGGAUGAGGAAAAAGAUGGAGAGGACGAAGUAGAUGAUGAUGAUGAUUCUGGCAAGGACAUUGACAAUGAGGACACGAGCCAUAUAACCUCUCAAAAAAAGGUGACCUUUAACCUUUCUGGCGAUGAAGACAGUGAAGGGGAGGAAUUUGAGGACAUCUUUGGAGGAAAGGGCCAAAAUUCAAAUAAAUCUCAAUCCAAGUCAUCAUAUGAGAAAAAUCAAGAAAAGAUGUCACAGAAAAUUGAGGAGUUUGAGAAAGCCUCCCUUGCCGGAAAGUCAUGGCAGCUUUCUGGAGAGGUGACAGCGCAGUCCCGCCCAGAAAACAGCAUGCUUGAAGAAGAUUUGGACUAUGAGCAGGCAUCUCGGAAGGCUCCUGCAAUCACAGAAGAAACCACACUACAGCUUGAAGACAUCAUUAGACAAAGAAUUAAAGACCAGGCAUUUGAUGAUGUGGUUCGCAAGGAGAAGCCCAAAGAGGAGGUGUUUGAGUACAAAAAGAGACUAACAUUAGAUCAUGAGAAGAGCAAGCAGAGUCUAGCAGAAAUUUAUGAGCAGGAAUACAUCAAGCAGACACAGCAAAAGACAGAGGAGGAAGAAAACCCAGCCCAUGUUGAAAUACAAAAACUGAUGGACGCUCUCUUCUUAAAGCUGGAUGCCCUGUCGAACUUCCAUUUUACACCUAAACCAUCUGUCCCUGAGGUGAAGGUGGUUUCAAACCUGCCGUCCAUCACAAUGGAAGAGGUAACUCCAGUCACUGCCAGUGAUGCUACUCUACUUGCUCCAGAGGAAAUUAAGGAGAAAAACAAAGCCGGUGAUAUUUUGGGGGAUUCCGAGAAGACUUCAACAGACAAAAAGCGUGAAAGACGCCUUAAGAAAAAGGUGAAACAUUUCAAAAUCAAGGAGAAGGAAAAGAAACGGAAACUCAAGGAAGCAAGUGCAGCGGGUGAAAACAAAAGGCCCUCAAAGGCUCAAGUCAAAGAAGACCUGAAGAAACUCACUAAAGGAGGCAAGGCGACUAUACUCAAGGAUGACGGAAAGGACAAAGCUCUGCGCUCUUCUCAAGCCUUCUUUUCUCAGCUGCAGGACCAAGUGAAAAGUCAGAUCAAAAGUGCAAAAAGGCAGCCUACAAAAAAGAAACACAAAGACGUUUCUGCCAGCAAACUUAAAUUAUAAUUAGCAACUGAUUGUUUAUUGCAGUGGGUGAUAUUGUACAGAGGCCAUUUUUAUUACAAACUGUUAUCUUUGAAUCCUUGAAGAUGUUUUCGUUUUUCAUUAAAAAUGAAACAUUCAAAUGUGUUGAGCGUUUUAUGCCGUAAUAGAGGCUGCACUCGUGGCUUGUAUUUAUAGAGACAGAGGUAAACAAAUAAAGCCUGAUCUAGUUUGAA